Molecule: messenger RNA, 3452 nt
Organism: Cynoglossus semilaevis (tongue sole)
Lineage: Eukaryota; Metazoa; Chordata; Actinopteri; Pleuronectiformes; Cynoglossidae
Gene: ndnf
Product: neuron-derived neurotrophic factor
Exons: 4
Coding region: 400-2115 (571 amino acids)
Biological process (GO): extracellular matrix organization
Molecular function (GO): heparin binding; protein binding
Source: RefSeq, a predicted model, not a curated record
UGGAACUGUUCCGAAACUGUUCCUGGUUCUUAGCACUCUUUUCCACAGGGAGCGCAGCGGCGGAGUGGCUCAAACACUAGGGGGCGGUAUUUCUCUCUCUCUCUCUCUCUCUCUCCCUCUCUCUCGCAAACGCAUACCCUCGCGCUUGUUCACACGCACUCGCACCCUCCCUCCUGCCCACCACAAAGCAGUUAAAUCGGCAGGAAAACUGUAAGAAAGCAGCAGAGCUUAGUCCCGGUCUGCUGUGUUCUGGGCUGCAGGAGAAGGACUCGGAGAGGCAGCAGAGUUGGAAACUACUAUUUUCGACUCGAAGACACUUUUCCUUUUGAAUUAUCUCCACUUUCCACCAGUUUUAAGAAGAAGACUCAGAAGUAUAAGAAGCGAACCUUCAGUCGGAGAAUGAGGCUGGGUAAACGCUGGAGUGUGCUGCUGCUGCUGCUUUUGGAGCUGAGUGCUAUGGCACAGAAGCUGCCCACAAGAGACGAAGGGCUCUUCCAAAUGCAGAUCAGAGACAAGAUGCUGUACCACGACUCAUCCGUCAUUCCAGAUGGAGCAGAGAUCAGUGGGUACCUCUUCAGGGACACAUCAAAAAGGUACUACUUUAUGGUGGAAGAAGACAACACACCCCUGUCUGUGAUGGUUACACCUUGCGAUGCCCCUCUGGAGUGGAAACUCACACUACAGGAGCUGCCAGAAGAGGCCAGUGGCCAGGGAUCAGGAGAAUCUGAACCUCUGGAAGAGCAGAAAGAGCAGACGACCGUUGAUGAAGGAACAGAGCUUUUCUCCUACAAGGGAAAUGACGUUGAGUCCUACGUGGCUGUUAGCACGCCCUCUGGACUCUACGAGCUGGAGAUUCUAUCCACAGAGAGAGACAGUAACUUCAAGGUGUACGCCACCACGACUCCAGAGUCAGACCAGCCGUACCCCGAGCUGCCCUACGACCCUCGUGUGGACGUGACUGGCCUGGGCCACACCACCGUCACUCUUGCCUGGAAGCCUACACCCACGGGUUUCGUGAUGGGUCAGCCUGUCCACUACUGUGUGGUCAUUAACAAGGAACACAACUUCAAGAGCAUGUGUGCCGCAGAAGCUAAGAUCAGCGCUGAUGACGCCUUCAUGCUGGCUCCGAAGGCUGGCAGAGACUUCAGCCCGUUUGACUUCAUGCACUUUGGCUUUGGUCGCUCAGAGAACGGUUUAGGCAAAGAUCACGGACUAAUGAGCAACAAGAUUUCACGACCAUACGCAGCCAAGUCCAAAACCUUAGACAUUCAGAAGGUGUGCAUUGGCAAUAAAAAUAUUUUCACUGUGUCGGACCUGAAGCCAAACACACAGUACUAUUUUGAUGUGUUUGCCGUCAACUCUGCCACCAACACCAGCACGGCGUAUGUGGGAACCUUUGCCCGGACCAAAGAGGAAGCCCGUCAGAAGACGGUGGAGUUGAAAGAUGGCAAGGUAUCAGAAAUUUUCAUCAAAAGAAAAGGAAGCAAGUUUCUGCGUUUUGCUCCAGUUUCCUCCCAUCAGAGGGUGACCCUGUACGUACACACCUGUCUGGACGCCGUGCAGGUGCAGGUGAGGCGUGACGGUAGGCUACUGCUCUCCCAGAAUGUGGAAGGUGUCCAACAGUUUCAGCUGAGAGGAAAGCCGAAGGCCAAGUACUUAAUCCGCUUGCGGGGCAGCAGGAAAGGAGCCUCCACCCUGAAGGUGCUCGCCACCACACGACCCAGCGCCAAACAGCCUUUCCCUUCACUCCCAGAAGACACGCGCAUCAAGGCCUUUGACAAGCUUCGCACCUGCUCCUCUGUCACCGUGGCCUGGCUGGGCACGCAGGACCCUAACAAAUACUGCAUUUACCGCAAAGAGGUACCUGAUAACUACAGUGAUGAACAGAGACGUCGGGAGCAGAACCAAUGUGCCGGGCCCGAGACCCGCACGAAAUUAGAAAAGGUCCUGUGCAAGUACUUCCACAGUCCAAAUCUGCAGAAAGCUGUAACAACAGAGACCAUCACAGGUCUGGAACCUGGGAAGACCUACAUGCUGGACGUUUAUGUCGUUGGACACAGUGGACACUCAGUGAAGUACCAGAGCAAACUGGUUAAAACAAGGAAGUACUGUUAAAAUGACUCUGCAAAGAAUAUAUCUAUUAUAAAUAUAUAAAUAUAUAUGAAAUAAGUUUAUUUAACUAAGCGUUAUUCUACCGUAGAGUGUAAACAGACUCGCGCAGCUGAGGCCUCUGGGCUGUGACUGUACUUUUUGUGGAGAAACAUCAACUUGUAUAUUUAAGAUUCUAAUUCAUGAUGUAAUGCAUGGUGGCAUUGGGGUCUCCAGGCCGGUGGGCUUGAUACCAAUCUGCCACUGAAGCACAUGCAGCUACAAGGAGGACAAUCUUUCCAGUUGCAGUGUUUCUUUGUAACUGCAUGACACUUGCUCCGUGUCCCAUCAGGUUUGUGCAUUCCAGUGACAUUGGACAGAGGAGACAAAGGGAGCUGCCUAUGUUGUUGUGUAAAUCUCUAUAUAUGCACAUAUAUAUAUGUAUAUGUAUAUGUGUGUACACACGCAACCGCAAACAUUCUGUGUGACUGCGUGUGCACACGUUUUAGAAAAUAAUAUGAAUUAUUUUGUACAUUUUUUUGUCUGUCUUUUAAAUGAUAACUGUUACGUGGAGUUACCAAUUGUCGACCGUUCCAGACAUUCCCGACCUUCGGCCAGUGAUGCUGUUAAAGCCCCAUCGCGUCAAUAGUUUUGUGCUGGAGAUGUGUGUGUGUGUGUGUGUGUCACAUGUACUGAGUUGUCCUAUGAAUAAUAACGUACAUAAACACUUAAUGUAGAACAAAUCAUUUUGCCAUCAACCUGGGUGUUGCUUUUUUUACUCAGCAGUUUACCUGUGACUUAUUGUGUUUUACAGACUCAGGAACCCAUACAAGGAUUUGCGUCUAACUUUACCUGAACCUUUUAUUUAAGGCUAAAACAGAGAAUGAGUUUUUGCUGUACUUCUUUUUCCUUUAUGGCACCUGUAGUGUCACAAAAGUAUUAAUAAUUAAUUACCUCAAGGCAACAUAAACAUCAUAGUCUUUUAGAUAUUAAUUAUAGAUUUGCAGAAAAAAAAUCAGCAUGCAUCUGAGCUUCUUUAUUUUCUUUGUGUCGACAAGAGAGUAUUUGCAUAUUUUAUAGCAAAGAGUUAUGUUUUUUAAUGACCUAUCAUACUUAGAUGUUGUCCACUGCUCUUUACAGCUCUUAUUAUAUACUGUCUGUUUCUGUAUUCAAUCGCACAUGUAUUAAAGGGAUAGUUUUUUUUUUAAUUUGGUUGUGUGAGGUAUUGGUACAUUAGCACUGAUUGACACAGGAAUCACAGUUAAACAUCACACGGGAGCAGGUCAGUUCUUAUUAGUGAAAAUAAGGAUGCUCGAAAAUACUUCAAAAAGCUUACCAAAUAAAAAUAUGUAUCAUAAAUGACA